UCUUAGGAUUGAUAGCACGUUAAUUUGGCGACCUGGCUAACCGUGGGCGACCUCGCCCUCGGAACGCGCAUAGACGCGACCCUAUCGUCACCAGAAGCAGAUCGGCUAACCGGCGAGCAACCAAUAUGGUUGCCAAUGUGCAAAAUCCGGUUCCGCAACAAAAUGCUAAUCCACCUAAUCAACCUGCCCCACGUGCACGAGCUCCCAUGUCGCCACCAGAUUUCUAUCUAUUUGAUCCGACGCACCAUCUCGCAGGAGCAUGGCUGGCCACGCUUAGAGCACAGCAGUAUGAUGAUCACGAAGCACAGAUCAACAUUCCGGCUCGAACGGGAGGAGACGCUCAUCAUUGGUAUAGUACCUAUGUAUGGGUGGAUCUCCCUACCUUCGAACGGGAUUUCAUGAACCGAUUUGAUUAUAUUCACCCUGAGCAAGCAUUGUACAUGAUCAAGGACCGAGUGCAAAAAUCGCUCGAAUCCGUUGCAGAAUAUCGAAACCGGUUCUACAGGAUGUUCGUAAAAACUGAGCGAGGGACGCUCCGCAUGAUCUCCUGGGAUGAACCCGCAGAGGGAAAGUCAUCAACUGAUGAUGCGGAACGCAGUGACGAAGAUGAUCCGGAGAUCUUAAAAUUGUGGGUUCGGUGUCCGAUGGGGAUUUGCAAUGCGCCUGCCACUAUUCAGCGAGCGAUGAACAUGACGUUCCAGAACUUYGUCAACAAGACACGGCUGACGCAAGGGAUGAUUAACUUCUGUGUGAUCGUGUACAUGGACGACAUUCUGGUCUAUUCGGAGACCUAUCACGGGCACGCGCAACACAUCGAAUGGACAUUGGGCGCAUUGAGAGAUGCUGGGUUCAAGAUUGCGCUUGAGAAGAGCGAAUUUUUCCUCUCGGAAAUUUCGUUCUUAGGCUACGUCGUGACACGUGGAGGAUUGCGGCCAGACUCGAGAAAAGUUGCAGCGGUGAAGGAAGCCCCGGUUCCCACGUCACUGACGCAGGUUCGAGCCUUCUUGGGGCUGGCGUCGUACUACCGGCGCUUCAUUAAGGGCUUUGCCGCGAUUGCAAGACCACUAACGAAUCUGUUACGGAAGGACCAGCCUCUCAGCUGGGACGCGGAGUGACCAGCUGCAGCAAGCCCAAAUUAUCUUCCCUCCUGCCUACCGUCCUUCUAAUGCUGUGAAUCAG
Molecule: messenger RNA, 1179 nt
Organism: Chara braunii
Lineage: Eukaryota; Viridiplantae; Streptophyta; Charophyceae; Charales; Characeae
Source: the annotation of a GenBank genome assembly